This is a messenger RNA of Blumeria graminis f. sp. triticale, 1596 nucleotides long. NCBI's taxonomy places the organism in Eukaryota, Fungi, Ascomycota, Leotiomycetes, Helotiales, Erysiphaceae. The record is from the annotation of a GenBank genome assembly.
AUGCGCUCCCUCAAUGCCGUGGCACUUGCGGCUUUGGUGGGGAACACCAUGGCUUUCUGGCGAAUGGGUUGCCGAGCUCGAUCAGGCUUAGUCCGACUAGAUCCGUUGGUGACGCCAGGAGGCAUCUCUGAACACAUGCACGCCAUCCAUGGCUCGAGUGGAUUUUCUGCCACUGCUACCUAUGAAGAGUUGAUGGCUGGAGACUGCACUUCCUGUGAGGUUGCCGAAGACAAAUCCGCCUAUUGGCACCCGGCCCUCUACUUCAAGGAUUCUGCCACCGGAAAAUUCUCCCUCGUACCCCAGGUCGGCGGAAUGUUAGCUUACUAUCUUCUCUAUCCAAACGCCGGAAACACGACCAUCACUUCUUUCCCAGCUGGAUUUCAAAUGAUCGCUGGUGACACAAACCAGCGCAACUUCACUUAUCCCGUUCCGGAUAUAGAGAAAUCACUUUGGAAUAGCAACCCCUAUAAUACCCAGGCAUUUCUCCGUCAAGCUGCACUUGGCUUUAACUGCCUCAAUUAUGCCAAGGCGCCCGAAGGAGCACUGUACCGUCAUUUUCUCCCAGACAAGGCUUACCUAGACUCAAACUGUGUCGACGGUGUUCGUUUCGAACUCAUGUUCCCUUCCUGCUGGAACGGGAAUAAAGAUAUUCCCCCCAACAAGAUGGAUCACAUGGCCUACCCGUCUCAAGUUAUGACGGGCGAAUGCCCUGAAGGCUUCCCGGAGCGGGUACCCUCUCUGUUUUACGAAAUUAUUUGGAACACCUUUGCCUUCAAAGACAAACAAGGACAGUUUGUUCUUGCCAACGGAGACCCGACCGGUUACGGAUUCCACGCUGAUUUCAUCAUGGGCUGGGACGAGGAACUCCUUCGCAAGGCCGUCAAUACUUGUACAAAUCUUUCUGGUCUCACCAGCGAUUGCCCUCUUUUUACCAUGCAAGAUCCUUCUGUUUACAAUAGCUGCAAUCUGACUAAGAUUCCGGCUGUAGUGGCGGAGGAAGAAAAAAUAAUCACUGACAUGGAUAACUUGCCUGGAAAUCUACCAAUUCAGCCCGGACCGGCCUAUGCUAUUGGUGAGACCGCCGGCGCACAGCCAGCAAAGGACCAGAAGCCCAAUCCUGCCCCACAGCCCCAAGCGCCUGCUCCUCCUGCACCAGCGCCACCAGCUCCUGCCCCUGCUCCUCCAGCAGAGCAACCCGCCCCCCCAGUCGAGGCGCCUCCUGCACCCGCUGAGCCCGUUAAGGAACCGUCUGUCCCGGUCCUCUCCUAUUCAGCUGGAUCAAGUAUUGCUCCAUCGGCAACUUAUGCUCCUGGCGGAAUUGUUGGACUCCAUGAUGAUAAACCCGCAGUAGCCGCGGUAGCCGAACCUGCCCCCACCCCAGCUCCAGAAAACAAAAAGGAAGAUGCCGAUAACAAAGAUGUUGUUAGCACUGAGUACAAGACUGACGGUCGUGAGAUUACUGAGGUCUACUGGGUCGAGGAGGUCGUUGUUGCUAUGGAGGCUUCCACUUACACCAGUACGACGACAGUAAUGGAACCACCGCUACGAAAGCGUUCCCACUUACUACACCACCGUCACCACUAUGCUGGCAUGUAA